Dentiscutata erythropus is the source of this 408-nucleotide messenger RNA. The record is from the annotation of a GenBank genome assembly. NCBI's taxonomy places the organism in Eukaryota, Fungi, Glomeromycota, Glomeromycetes, Diversisporales, Gigasporaceae.
GAGAUAAAUCCCCUCAGUGACUAUGAGAUUCAAUACAACUUACGGAAAUUAAAAACGGACCUUUUUAAUAGUAAAAGUUCGCAUGCAAUUUAUCUACUGUCAAAUUUGGAAGGAGUUAAAGUUUCUGACCUUUCAUGGGACGACCCACUUGCUAGUCGAAUAGUCGAUGCGAACUCCAAGUAUGUCAAAGAAAUGCCAGAUCAUGCGUUGGAAUCUUUUAUGGAACCGGAAGACAAUAUGCGAGUUUCAGCCCCAGAUUUCAUCCGAGAAAAAUGUGAUGAGUUUGUAUUAAAAUUUGCGGAUGAUUCUGAAGAAAUUUUGCUAGCAAAACUCACACAUGACGAAUCCUGGAAGGAGCUGGAUGAGGUCCUUAAUAGGGUUACAACAGGAAUUCUCGAUGUAUUGUGA